UUUUGGGGUUUACAGAUGACAGACUCUCUGCACCACUGUUUUUUUGUCCAUGUGACGACGGUUUUGGAAGAUCAGCGCAGCCACAGAAACAGACAACAGCAAAAAUAAAUACUGCCCCGCACUUCCCACCCAAGGGCGCAGGUGUGCCUAUACCUGCAAUUUGGAAGUUUCUAACACGGAAGUUUUACUUCGACUAUGACGGCUCAUUCCUACAGGGAGCGCAGCAGGUAAUCCUCUCUGGUUUGGUUUCUUUUAGAAAACCGUGUGAAAGUGAGCCGAAACAUAAAACUGUCCUCUCAGGGAUCGCUAACAGCUCCUUUGGACUUCUACAAACCGGGUCCUGGCGGGAAUCCGAUGGCAUCCGCCGGACAGAUGCAUCCAAGCUGCCCCGCAGAGGGAGCGGGGCUCGGGGAGAGCCUGUCUACCCACGGCAGCACAGAGAAGCUGAGCUCCUCCGCUGUCAAUCGCAUCCUGAUGGAGUUCCUGAUUUACUUUGGGAGAGCCGUCGUCGUCUUCUACCCCGUGUACCUGACAGGAUACCUGGGCCUCAGUAUCAGCUGGGUGCUGCUGUGCAUGGUGAUGAUCACCUGGUGGAAGAAAAAUCGUCAGUACAAAGACGCCCGGAUCGGAACCGCUAUCGAAUUUGUGGAUAAUGAAACACAUGUGAUCAACAAGGAGCUGCAAAGUACUUUACAGAUGGCAUCAUGGGUCAAUUUCCCUGAUGUUGAGCAAGUUGACUGGGUUAACAAGGUGUUGGAGCAGGCCUGGCCUUUCUUUGGGAUGUACAUGGAUAAGCUCCUUAGAGAAAACAUCCAGCCGUCUGUCAGGCUCUCCAGCCCCGCGCUCAAAAUGUUCUCUUUUACUAAGGUCCACUUUGGACAUAUACCUCUCAGAAUCACUGGCAUGAAAUGCUACACCCAUGAAGUGGAUCAGAAGGAGGUGAUUCUGGACUUGAACAUAUGUUACGAUGGUGACGUGGACAUCGACGCUGUGGUGAAGCCGCCAAUCACAGCUGGUGUCAAAGGGGUUAAACUCAAGGGGAUGCUGAGGGUCAUUUUGGAGCCCCUCAUUGGUCAAGUGCCACUAGUGGGAGGAGUCACCUUCUUUUUCAUUCGCCGCCCGACCCUAGAAAUCAACUGGACUGGAAUGACCAAUGUUUUGGACAGUCCUGCCUUCAGUUCGUUGUCCGAGGAAACCAUCAUGGACAUUAUUGCCUCGCUCAUGGUGUUGCCCAACCGCAUGUGCUUUCCCCUCAUAGACCAGGUCAAAGUGGACCAAAUGAGGUUCCCGCUACCUCGUGGUGUGGUGAGGGCCUACUUGUUGGAGGCCAAAGACCUGCUGGCUAAGGAUACAUACAUGAUGGGUUUGGUGAAAGGCAAAUCAGACCCCUACGCCACACUCAGGGUCGGAAACCGAAAUUUCAAAAGCAAGACCAUCAAAGAGAAUUUGAACCCAAAAUGGAAUGAAGUGUAUGAGUUUGUCAUCCAUGAGGCCCCGGGGCAAGAACUGGAGAUAGAGCUGUUUGAUGAGGACACAGACAAAGAUGAUUUCCUUGGAAGGUAUAACCUUGAUUUUGGAGAAGUGAAGAAGGAGAAAGAAAUGGAUCGGUGGUUUAGUCUGGAGGGGGUCCAGAAGGGAGAAGUUCAUCUGAAGCUGCAGUGGCUUUCCCUUAAGACCGACUCCAGCCUGCUGAGUGAGUCCGCAGAUGGCCAUGCUUGUGCAAUGCUGGCAGUGUAUCUGGACAAUGCCUCAAACCUACCAAAAGACCACAGUGAGAUCACCGAGCAUCAUAAACACGGGAAGCACUCAAAGGAAUCUCGGCUCACCCGGAGGACUGCCAACCCCAACUCCUUUGUGGAAUUCUCUGUUGAUAAGGACGUUCAGAAAAGCAAGGUUGUGUAUGCAUCCAAAGACCCGGUGUGGGAGGAGGGCUUCACCUUCUUUGUGCAUAAUGUUAAAACACAGCAUCUCAGUGUUCAGGUCAAAGAGCAUGAGAAGAAGACUCUGCUUGGCACUCUGAACUUGCCCCUGAUUCGCCUCCUCAACACCUCCAACAUGUCGCUGGACCAGCGCUUUCUGCUGGAACGCUCCGGGGCAAUCAGCCAGAUCAAACUGAAGGCCACGCUCAGGAUUCUUGCCUUUGAAAAGCCUCCACCCAAGACUAUCCAAAAUCCUCCUCCACAAGUCAAACAACUAAAACCACAGACCAACCAAGGAAACAAUGGCUAUGUAUCCACUCCCUCCGCACUUUCCUCCAACAAUAUCCCCACCACCCAAGCUUCAUCUCCAUCCCGGGCAGCUGAUUCCCAGAAUGGCUCUAAUGAAGAUUAUUCAACUCACCGCCGUGGUUCCUAUCUGGCUUCCGAAACCUGGCAGUCGUCUCCCUCCACUCCAAACAUGCGUCGGUACGACUCCCACAGCCUGCUGUCGGAGAACUCCAUCGCUUCAUCGCGUUUUGACCUCUCAGAGGGAGCCUCAUAUCCAGAGGCCCUUAUGAAACAUCAGGGUUCAUUUGGGGAGAUCCAACUGACUGUACGCUAUGCCAGCCUGAGGAACAAACUCAUCGUUCUGGUUAAUUCUUGCAAGAACUUGUUCCCCUGCAGUGACAAUGGCACAGACUCUUAUGUCCGUAUGUAUCUGCUCCCUGACCAAACCUGGAGACACCGCAAGAAGACACAUGUCAAGAAGAGGACAGUCAAUCCUGUCUUCAAUGAAAAGUUUGAGUUUGAUGUGUCACUUCAGGAGGCGCAAACGAGGAAGUUGGAUGUGGCUGUGAAAAACAACAAAAUGUUCCACACACGGGAGAGAAAGGACAUUGGCAUGGUGUUGAUAGAUCUUUCACAGCUGGAUCUGGCCAAAGGAGUCACACAAUGGUAUGAGCUCGCACUGCAUGGACAGAAGAAAUCCAGCUAGCAGGCGGGACUCUAAAACUUCUGCAACCUCUCAGCCACUGCGAGGCAAAAUGCAGGCCUGAUAAAUACUUGCAAAAUCGCAUAUUCCUUUGUCUUCCUUAUCAUUGCAGGGUUAGAUUUUGGUUGUCCAAAUGCAGCACUAAAAUCAUCUCAGAUACUGGACAUGCUUGGUGUUUACAUGUCAAAGCACAUACUUAAAAUAAAAUUGCAAACAAUAUUCCAAACUCCAGUCCUACGUAAAGUCUUAUUGGGUAUAAAUGGUUUAAGUGCAUCUUGUCUCAGAUAUCCCACACGAUUUAACAAAAAUAAUCAGAUUAGAAUAUUCUGUUUUUAAACAGAAAAGACAGUUACAAAUAAGACUUUCGAGCAUGCUUUGGUAUCCCAGAUAAUGUUAGCAUAAGCAUUUGUAUCAAUUUAUUGUAGUUUAUUUGGGUUGAUAGGCAGAAACCAAGUGAUUCUGAACAAUAGUGAUAUCACUAAGCAUUUUUUCCAUGGAUAGAAAAAGAAAGUAAUUCAUCAGGAAAUGUUUGUAUCUCUAUUUUAUUGAUAAACAUGGUAAUGUCUUUAUUUUGGGUAAUUUGAGAGGUUUGGUUUUUGAGUUGAUCUAAGCCAAAGUUAUCCUUUUGUGAUUUAUGUAAAUAGUUGUAUUUACAGUUUUAUGUAAUAUACUAUGGGAAAAUAAAAAAAGAAAGAA
Messenger RNA from Toxotes jaculatrix (banded archerfish), 3606 nucleotides. RefSeq names its product extended synaptotagmin-like protein 3 (gene esyt3). Lineage: Eukaryota; Metazoa; Chordata; Actinopteri; Toxotidae. The record is from RefSeq and is a predicted model, not a curated record. The transcript is spliced from 24 exons. Gene Ontology annotation, biological process: lipid transport. Bases 355 to 2913 code for a protein of 852 amino acids. Gene Ontology annotation, molecular function: lipid binding.